CCCUCCGCGCCCACACCGUCCGCUACCGCACACGCCUUGCCGACGCCAACGAUCUGAUCAAAACCUACCGAUCCGAGCCCUCCUGCCUCCCGCCAGCGGCGGCGCCUCUCAAGAACAACCACCGCUGCCGACUGGCCCUCGCCGAUCUCCCCGCCGAGAUCUACGAUCGGGAGUGGGAUCUCAUCAUGAUCGACGCCCCCAAGGGGUACUACAACGAGGCGCCGGGGCGGAUGGCGGCGAUCUUCUCGGCGGCGGUCAUGGCGAGGGGCCGCCGGGGGGAGGGCGAGACGGAUGUGUUCCUCCACGACGUCGAUCGGAAGGUCGAGAAGACGUUCGCCAUGGAGUUUCUUUGCAAGAAGUAUCUCGUCGGCGGCACCGGCCGGCUGUGGCAUUUCCGGAUCCCGCCAGUGAACGAGACAUCCUCCGGCGACAAGGGCUUUUGCUGAAAUCUUAGGUUGUCGAGGGGUUUCUUGUAACUUAUAUUUUCCUAGGCUUAAAAUGGUUUUGUUUUAUUUUGAGUUAGUUAUUGUCUUAUGCAGCUUAAUUAAUUAAUUGGUAUUUAUUUAUAAUCUUCUAUUUU
Elaeis guineensis (African oil palm) is the source of this 580-nucleotide messenger RNA. NCBI's taxonomy places the organism in Eukaryota, Viridiplantae, Streptophyta, Magnoliopsida, Arecales, Arecaceae. The record is from RefSeq and is a predicted model, not a curated record.